Adineta ricciae is the source of this 3636-nucleotide messenger RNA. NCBI's taxonomy places the organism in Eukaryota, Metazoa, Rotifera, Eurotatoria, Adinetida, Adinetidae. The record is from the annotation of a GenBank genome assembly.
AUGUCAAAUUUAUUCAGUUAUUUUCAACGUAUUGAGCCGAAAAAAAUGGCCGCUACGACAGCGGAUAGUGAAACAACUUCGCCCGCAAAUAAAACACCGAAAAGCGAUAAGAACGGAGUGACGAAAAGGAAUCAAACUCCGAAAGAAUCGUCGAGCUCAGCACGGAAAUCGAUGAACAUGAGCGAUAUUUAUAGUGCUGACUCACCUAAAACAGAAAAACGAAAAAAAUCACCGCCGAUGCCAGCGGAUGAUCAUGACAAUCUCCCGAAAAAUAAAAAACGAAAGACACUCAAUGCACGAAACGAGUCGGACGAUGAUGACGAGCCACAACUUAAAGUUAGCAAAAAUCAAAAUCGAAAACGCAUUGCUAUUCUCGACAGUGACGAAGAAGAAGAAGUAGAAAAUGAUCGAAUGGAUGUUGACGUCACACCAGUUAAUAAACGAUCGAUGAAAAGUGCCGCGAAAAAGAAAGGUGCUAGUUCGACAACAACAUCACGAAAGAAGAAGGCGGAAGAAAGUGAAGACGAAGAAGCUCUGUAUAAAGAUGAGUCAAAUGAUGGAAGCGAAGAAAACGAAAGUGAAAUGGAAGAAUAUGAUGAUGACGAGCCUGUCGAUCAAACUAAAACACCCAAGCGACGAACAGCAACGUUGAAUAGAGAGAAAAAGCCAGCGAAAAAUAUCAGCGAUAGCAAUUUUACCCAUCUUUCAUUGGAAUUCCUUAAAGAUGGUAAACGACGAGAUGCAAACCGUCGACUUCACACCGAUCCAAAUUAUGAUUCACGCACAUUAUAUGUGCCCGAUGAAUAUUUGAAUAGUGUAACGCCGGCUAUGCGACAAUGGUGGACAUUGAAAAUGGAUUACUUUGAUACAAUUCUUUUUUUCAAAGUUGGCAAAUUCUACGAACUGUAUAACAUGGAUGCAAUCAUUUGCGCACCGGAAUUGAAUUUAACAAUGAUGAAAGGUGAUAUGGCACAUUGUGGUUUUCCGGAGAAAGCAUAUAGUAAAUUUGCUGAUAUUCUCGUGACAAAAGGUUAUAAAGUAGCACGAGUUGAACAAACCGAAACACCAAACAUGAUGAAAGAACGUCUUGAACAACAGAGCGGACGAAAAAAUAAAUUUGACAAAACUGUUCGUCGAGAAAUCUGUCAGAUAACCACGCCUGGUACCAAAACAUUCAACACACUGGACAAUGACAAUGUUUUCCGGGAAAGUUUGUAUUUAUUGAGUAUUGUUGAAGUGCCGAUUCCUGAUAAUAAAAUUACACCAUGUGAAUUCGGCGUUUGCUUUGUCGAUACAACAAUUGCACAAUUUUAUAUUGGUCAAUUCGAAGAUGAUCGAUACUUAUCACGACUACAAACUUUACUCGCUCAAUUUCCACCGACACAGAUUUUAUGCGAGAAAAAUAAAAUCUCCGAAAAGACCAAGAAAGUAUUAACAUUAACACAAGCGAAAAUCGAAUAUCUCAUACCGAACAAAGAAAUGUACGAAACAACCAAGACGUUAGAUAUUCUCCGAGAUGAUACCUACUUCAAAGAUGAAAACGGAGAUCUUCAUUGGCCAAAUGCAUUUGAACACGUUUUCAACGAAGGUGACAAACAAGGUUUACACGUGCGUUCAACUUUUCAAAUAUCCAUGCGUGCAUUAGGUGGUAUUAUGUGGUAUUUACAACAUUGUCUUGUGGAUAAAGAACUUUUGUCUAUGCGUAAAUUUGCAAUCUUUCAACCACCUGAUGAGAAUAUCGAAUUGAAAGAAGCAUCGACGUUCAAACAACAAAAUAUGGUAUUGGAUGCGACAACGUUGUAUAAUUUGGAAAUUUUAUCAAAUAGUCGCGGUGGAAAAGAAGGUUCGUUAUUACAAACAUGCGAUCGAUGUUUAACUCAUUUUGGCAAACGUCUCUUGGCACGAUGGCUCUCGGCACCAGUGUGUAAUGUCAAUGAGAUCAAUGAACGAUUGAAUGCAAUCGAUUGUCUACGAGACAAAACUGAUCUUUGCGGCAAAAUUCGAGAAAAAUUGAAAACGAUUCCUGAUCUCGAACGCCUUUUUUGUCGAAUUCAUUCACUGGGUCAUCGUCCAUUGGAUCCUGAUCAUCCAGAAAAUCGUGCAAUACUCUACGAAGAUAUAACUUAUAGUAAACGAAAAAUUCAAGACUUUCUUUCCGCACUUGCUGGCUUGAAAAUUGCUAAUGAAAUUGCCGAGCUGUUUUCCAAGCAUCAAGACAUUGCCGAUUCGUCAGUUUUAUUGAGAAAACUUAUCUUUCGAGGCGAUGAAAGCUUUCCUGAACUAGAGGAAAUCUUGAAUUAUUACACGAACGCAUUUUCACACGCUCAAGCACGAAAUGAAGGUAAAAUUAUUCCAUCAGCUGGUGUUUGUAAACAAUAUGAUGAUUCAUUAAAUGAAAUACGUGACAAUGAGAAGGCAUUGAACGAAUAUUUGAAUAAACAAAAGAAACUUUUGAAAAAUCACGAUGUCAAAUUUGUUCACGUGCAAAAAAUACGUUAUGCGAUGGAAAUUCCGGAAAGUGCUUGUCGAAAUCUCGAUGAUGAUUAUGAGUUGAUGAGCUCACGAAAAGGCUUCAAACGAUACUACACCAGUGAAUUACGUGAAUUAAUCGAUGCAUUGACUGAAAGCGAAAAAAAGAAAGAAUUGGCAUUAAAAGAUACAACAAGUAGUCUGUUCCGACAUUUUGAUGGUCAUCAUGAUACAUUUCAACGUGUGCUUAACUGUUUAAGUGCACUCGAUGUAUUACUUAGUUUCGUUGCCUACAGUCAGUCAUAUUCCGACAUGUGUCGGCCAAGUGUUCUUCCAACAGACGAUGAUCAACAAUCAUUUAUUAAUAUUCAAAAUGGUAGACAUCCAUGUAUGCUUCAGAAGUCGACAGAUUCUUUCAUUCCCAAUGAUAUUAUACUUGCUGACAAGUCAUCGAAUGAAGUUUGGCAAACGAAACCGUUGGUUUUAGUUACUGGCCCGAAUAUGGGUGGCAAAUCAACUUUAAUGAGAGAAACAGCUGUAUUAGCAAUAUUGGCACAUGGAAGCUACGUUCCAGCAUCAUCAUGCAAAAUGAGUGUAUGCGAUCGAAUUUUUACACGUUUAGGUGCAAGCGAUCGAAUCAUGGCUGGUGAAUCAACAUUCUUCGUUGAAUUAAGCGAAGCAUCAUCAAUUUUACGCCAUGCGACUCGUCACUCUCUAGUUCUCAUCGAUGAACUUGGACGAGGCACAGCAACAUUUGAUGGAACAGCUAUCGCUUGUUCUGUUGUCAACGAUCUUGCAAAUCGUAUCAAAUGUCGAACAUUAUUCAGUACACAUUAUCAUACUUUAGUUGAUGAUUUCGAAAAACAUGAAAACGUCGGACUAGGACACAUGUCCUGCAUGAUCGAAACGGAUGAAGAUACACCGAGUAAACAAACACUUGUUUUUCUUUACAAAUUUGUCGAAGGCUCUUGCCCAAAAAGCCAUGGCUUCAAUGCAGCACGAUUGGCAAAUAUUCCUGACUCUAUUGUUGAACUUGCUCAAACAAAAGCUUCAGCAUUCGAACGAUGGGUUACAUUGAAACGCAUUUUAUUCAAUUUGAAAAAAGUCACCGACAAAUCUCAAUCGCAAGACCUUCUCCAGUUCUUAUCACAAUUAAAACUUAAUUAA